Messenger RNA from Bufo gargarizans (Asiatic toad), 423 nucleotides. Its product is annotated as selenoprotein M-like. Lineage: Eukaryota; Metazoa; Chordata; Amphibia; Anura; Bufonidae. The transcript is spliced from 4 exons. The record is from RefSeq and is a predicted model, not a curated record. Bases 1 to 423 code for a protein of 140 amino acids.
AUGGAUCUUAAGGCAGUCCUGUGCGUUCUCGCUGUCUCUCUUUGCGUCAAUGCAGAUGACAAACCUGACACAGUAGAAAGGGUACUCAUUGAAGACACUGAACUAGCCAGAGGCACUGUUAUUGCACCAAGUGUCGUAGGAUGUGCUAUAAAGAGCAAACCAGAGCUUUACAAAUUCAUGCUGGACAUCUGGGGACUAUACCAUAACCUUGCAUAUGAGUCCAAUGAUGAAAUCGAACCUCAGAUCAUUUUCUACAAUUAUAAAAACGAGGUCCUUAAGGUGACAAAAAUUAGGAACAAGACAGUUGAUGAAAUUACUGCAAUACUGGAUGAAGCAGGAUUUUACAAGAAAUCAGUAAAAGGAGAAGAGGUGCCAAAGGAGUUCCAGCACUAUCCACUAAAAGCACCAAGGGACGAGCUGUGA